Molecule: messenger RNA, 3272 nt
Organism: Exaiptasia diaphana
Lineage: Eukaryota; Metazoa; Cnidaria; Anthozoa; Actiniaria; Aiptasiidae
Exons: 10
Coding region: 173-2881 (902 amino acids)
Source: RefSeq, a predicted model, not a curated record
AGCCGUCAAGCUCUGAGAUAUGCGCACCUGUCUUGUGUAAUAUUAGCAUAUUUAAAUUCGGACUAGUUCUUAUGAGUUUUUAUGUUUAUGCUAUAACGACCAUGGUAACACAUAGAACAAGCAUUUGGGUCURUSACAAAUCUGYUCUUUUUUGAUUCUGAUACUGAUUACAAUGUCCCUGAAAUUCAAAGCAAAACAAAUGGGAAUUUACCACACUUCAACUCYAGUUUUUAACAAACGUUUAUUCAAAGCACAAGCUGGAAUUGUYUUAACGGAAGAAGUUCUGAAAAUCCUCAAUCGUCCUAGCCGCCAAGAACGCUCAAAGACCGAUCUUCACAAGCUCAAAUCGGUGGUAAAUGGCCUUAAAGAUGUGCAUAAAGGUUUCCAGUUUGUAAAAGAUGCACUGAGCAUUGUAAUAGGCUAUGAAAAAGUAGAAGCGAAUGUAGAAGUGAAAAAGCAGUCGACGGAAAAAGGACUGUCGUGUUAUUAUAUCCUUACCGGGUCAAUUGAAGCGACUUAUGACAUAAAUAACAGCGAUUUCGAAGAAGAACGAAAAUUGGUAAGCACUGGGUUUACGACUUUGAAUGGAGAAAGCCAAAACAAAAAAACUCAGAAUGGAAGCUACAUUAUUUCAUAUACGCAUGUAGCCGGCGAUUAUCUGGGUCUAGUCUCAGGAGACGGACCAGAAUACGAUCUACCUCCUCCAAAAUCGAUCAAAACACUCGAAAUGAGUGAGUUUUUGCGAAUUGACCGAGGCAAAUUUCACGAUGCUGUCCGCGUGGUCCACAAUCAAUAUGUACAAGAAGUUGAGCAUUUUAUCAACAGUGAAAGUAUUCUACGACAUUUACCUGAGAAAGAACGAGAGAAGCUUGUCCCUUUGAUGGCCAAACAGGAGUAUCCAGCCGGUAAAGUGAUUGUAAACCAAGGAGAUGUUCCUGACCAUAUAUUCUUUAUUGGAAAAGGUCGAUGCCAAUUUUUUCGACGCGUUUUUAUAAAUGAAGCCCAUCGACAAGAGCUUGUUAAACUUGGUCAAAUCGAAAAAGGGGAAAUGUUUGGCGAGUCAAGUCUAUUGGAUGGUUCUCCCUGCUUCUGCAGUGUGACAAGUAUCGGGCAAGUUACAUGUUUUCUUAUCAACAAAUGGGUAAUUAAGACAAACGAAGCUGUGGUGAAUCUGCUGAGACAGCAUGAACACAUUUUUUACGAGGACGAUAUGAUCCAACACUACAUUCGGGAUAGUGACGUUUGGCAAAGCUACAAGAGAAGCCARGUCAUGGAGCUUCUUGAAGCGACAAACAAGCAAUUCAUUUCGGUGAAAAAGAAAGAUAUUCAAGAGAUACUGGAAAGAGCGCUUGAGUUUGGAGAUGCGAAGAGAUGCCAUUCUUCAAGGGCGUGGUCCAGACAAAGAGAAGUAGGAGAGCCUGAGCGCAAUGAGCCUUUGUUUGUAGUUCCGMGGUCUAGACGACGAUCAUCGGCUAUACUUCACUCAAAUGCUGCUGCUGUUGUAAAAGCUGUUCUUUUGCUCCGACGAAAAACAGACGAAUCAAACGUUCAACUGCCCCCGCUACAGGCAAAGUCUCAGAGAAUUAAGCCCGUCAGUGCACCGUGUAGAUAUCGAUCAAAAMACAUGUCAGUUUCGUGUUUUACGAAUUAUGAUCGAUUCACACAAGUGCAAAUCUCURAAGAAAACGCUAAUAGGUAUAGACCUAAAAGCAGUAGCGACUCGUACAGAAUWGCAAAACGUCAUGUCAACAACACAMAAAGCUGUAGCUGUCAGCGCUCAGCUUCUGAAAGACCUCGCUCUUCAAAGACAGAUGGCAUCGAUAACCAGCGUACAGAAACAUCCGUGUCAAAUAGGGUUCUAAGUCUCAAAAAUAAAAGAGAUAAAGCUUGCUMGUCGUAUGAAAAGAAAGACACCACGAGCAUUGCUUCGAUGGACAGUAAACAAACGAAGACCAAUCAUUAUUACGAAAAGAAAUCCGAAAAUGCAACAGGCGUUGAGAAAUGCAUAUCUUUAAACAAAAACUUUGUCAUAAAGGAGAUUAUUAACACAGGAAACCCAAAUCGCAAAACUUCGCCAAAUCAGUAUCGGAGGUUUGACAAAAGUAUGUUUKCAAUUCUUGACGGUGCGAAAGAUGAAGAAACUGGUAAAAGGGUUGGACCGAGUCCUUGGGGAGUAUCGCUUGCAGCAAGUAAAUGGAUGACAGGAAUCAGGCAAAAACGGAGACAAGCGGCAGCGAACAGGGAUGGGAACAUGAUUCUCUCUCCAACGCCUCCACCAUUGAUAGUAAUAGAGGAAUAUGCACCUCAAUAUGGAUUAACUGAUGAGCCAUUAGAUGAAGAUAGUUCAGACGAUAAUCUGAAGAAGAAAAGGUCGAUUGCAAAACCCAUGAGAACUCCAACGCCUUCCCUUGCGCAGCUCGACGAAGAAGACGAUAAUGACAUCAAGGAGUAUAAUAAGCAUGAGGCUGGAAAAGCAUUGGAAGAAAAAUGGUACACACCGAUUCACGAGGCAAGAGACGAGUCCGAGAUAUUCUUGAAGCAACUGCAGGUUGAUAUUGAAAAACUCAAGAAAAACAGAGGAAAAAGAGCACCUGUUAAAUUCGAAAACACGCGGGUAGCACACGCUCAAGAUUUCUCUAACACAUAUUGUGAUAAAGAAUCAGACGACGAACAAAAAGCAACUGUUAACAAGAGUGAAUUGGAUAACAAUUCAAGCUCAACUUCAUCUAGUCACAGAAUCCGAAAACAUUCAACGCGUUCUGCAGCUACAGUAUGUGUGAGAUGCAGCUCUAUAUUGUCUCGUCUACAUUGGAAAGCAGAUCAGAUGUUGCGAGUUCGCGAAGUAGGAAAUCUUCACGUAUUGGAAGAAAUGUGUGUAUGAACAAAAGAAAAUGCUCAAUAKUAUUACCUAAACAAGUCACUGCAGCACCGAUUAAAACAAAGCACGAUAAACGACGGCUUUUGCUACUGGACAAGAUUGGUCUAUAAACAACUUCGUAAUAAAUUAAAACAACUCAAGAAAAAACUACGCCGAGUAAUUCUAGAGUUUUAAGUACCAACGUCCUACAAAGUAUAACAAGACCGUUCAGAAUGUUCAGACGGUGACGGAAGAGUAGUGAAGAAGACGAAUAAUUACGUUAAUGUAAUGCGUGUAGAAACUUUUCAGGUCCCGCACAAUGGUCGUGCACGGACCACUUUUAUAUAUGCACUAAGCUUUURUGUUAAUUAAAGUAUAGACAGSAAUGUUCCAAGAGAAAUUCAUUUCAAACUUU